Papaver somniferum (opium poppy) is the source of this 1816-nucleotide messenger RNA. RefSeq names its product low-temperature-induced cysteine proteinase-like. NCBI's taxonomy places the organism in Eukaryota, Viridiplantae, Streptophyta, Magnoliopsida, Ranunculales, Papaveraceae. The transcript is spliced from 5 exons. Gene Ontology annotation, molecular function: cysteine-type endopeptidase activity. The record is from RefSeq and is a predicted model, not a curated record. Gene Ontology annotation, cellular component: lysosome. The coding region runs from base 43 to 1452 and encodes 469 amino acids.
GAAGCAUCAGUCUUUUUCUUUAUUCAAUCCAAACCCAAAAACAUGGCUUUCUCAAAAUCUUCUUCUUCUGCGAUUUUCGUUGUUCUUUUGUUUGCUUUCAUGGCUGUGUCUCCAGCCUUAGAUAUGUCUAUUAUCAGUUAUAAUGAAAAACAUGGUGUUGUGUCUAGUGAUGAGAGAACAGAGAAAGAGUUAUUAGAUCUGUAUGAAUCAUGGCUUGUACAACAUGGCAAGAAUUAUAAUGCUUUAGGUGAAAAAGAAAGGAGGUUUGAGAUUUUUAAAGAUAAUCUCAAGUUUAUUGAGGAACAUAAUUCUGAAAAUCAUUCUUAUCAAGUUGGUUUGAAUAGUUUUGCUGAUUUGAGUAAUGGUGAGUAUAAGCAAAUGUAUUUGGGUACAAAGAUUGAUCAAGAGAAGAGACUUGGUAACCCUAAAUCAGAUCGGUAUGCUGUUAAGCUUGGGGAUAAGCUUCCUGAACAUGUUGAUUGGAGAGAAAAAGGUGCCGUGGUUGAUGUCAAAAAUCAAGGAAGUUGUGGUAGUUGCUGGGCUUUUUCGACUAUUGCUGCGGUGGAAGGUGUUAACAAAAUUGCUACCGGAGAAUUGAUCUCACUCUCCGAACAAGAGUUGGUGGACUGUGAUACAUCUUACAACCAGGGAUGUAAUGGAGGUCUCAUGGAUUAUGGGUUCCAGUUCAUCAUUAAGAAUGGUGGAAUCGAUACCGAAGAUGAUUACCCUUACAAGGCUAAAGAUAACAAAUGUGAUGUCAACAGGAAAAACUCCCAUGUAGUGACUAUUGAUGGGUUCGAGGAUGUGCCCGUAAAUGAUGAGAAGGCUUUGCAGAAAGCUGUGGCAAACCAGGUUGUCAGUGUUGCCAUUGAAGCUGGUGGCCGAGCUUUCCAACUCUACAAAUCGGGCGUAUACACUGGAAGAUGUGGAACAGCUUUGGACCAUGGUGUGAAUGCCGUUGGAUAUGGUACAGAAAAUGGUGUAGACUACUGGAUUGUGAGAAACUCUUGGGGACCUAAAUGGGGAGAAAAAGGUUACAUCCGCUUGGAGCGUAAUUUGGCUGACACUAACAAAGGAAAGUGUGGUAUCGCAAUGCAAGCCUCUUAUCCCGUGAAGAAGGGCUACAACCCCCCUAAACCUGCUCCUUCUCCUCCUUCUCCCUCAAAGCCAUCAAAUGUUUGCGACAACUCUUAUUCAUGCCCCGCGGGCAAAACCUGUUGCUGUGUGUACGAGUAUGGUCGUUAUUGCUUUGCCUGGGGAUGCUGUCCUAUGGAAUCCGCAACUUGCUGCGAUGAUCACUACAGUUGCUGCCCUAAGGAUUACCCUGUUUGCAACACUGAAGCUGGAACUUGUCAAAUGAGCAAGGAUAACCCAAUGUCAGUAAAGGCUCUAAAGAGGACUCCUGCAAAACCAUACUGGGCAUUCAGGAAAGUUGGAGGUAUCCACGUCUGAGCUGUUGGGUGUUGUGUUUUCUUGGUCCAGGGAGUUAAAAGUGGUGGAAGCUGCAGUUGUUGAGGAUUGGUUUCUUGGUUCCCUUUCUUUGGUCGAUUUUAACACACAAAACAUACAGAGACAUUCCUAUCAACCCUUGGUCACGAAAGAAGACUGAUAACUGGGUUGGCUGGUGGAUAUCCAGUUGAUUAAUAUGGAUUUCUGAUUAUUGUACAAACAUUUACAUUUCCUAGUUGCAAAAACGGAUGGCUCAUUAUCAUUGCCAAUUUGCUUUUAAGUUGCAAGUUUCAGUCUGUAAAUAUUGUCUUCCUUCUACUGAAGUCACUGAAAGUCUUAAUGAAGAAUUGUUAUCCAUUUGUUUCCA